AUUGCACAAGGAGGUAUGUCAAUACUUGAGUACAAUGCUAGAAUAUCAAAACUCGGAAAACUUGCUGGAUUACCAGAAUCAAAAAUAAGAGAGCAGUAUAUUCGGGGAUUAAAUCCUAUGAAUCAAUACAAUGUCCGCAUGAUGGCUAAAUACCAUAAUACUAGAAAUAAUAUUACAAAAGCAUUAGUUGAAGCGGAAAAAUUUUCACUACUGCAAGGCAACUUUCCAUUCCCACCUUCUGGAGGUCAAGUGCUUACUCCCUAUGAAAAAACGGGUUUGAAAGGAACUAUUGCUAAAGGACAGCAAACUUUGAAGAAACCCCCUGGACCAGGGAAACGAAAAGCUGAUGAUCUUGCUAUAAACCGUUUUUUAGAUAGUUUUAUCGAUGACACAGAUUUAUCAGAAGAAGCUUAUGACUAUGAUCCCAUUGAAGAUUUGAGAAAACAAUUUGAGGAUUUGGAUAUCAAUCAAGCAAAACUAGCUCAAAUAAUACAUGCAUCUAAGGCUGAAAUAAAUGGUCUUUGUGAAAAGUUGCAAAUGCGUUAUGAAAAGCUACUCGAAUAUAUCUCCUCUAGAGAUGAUAGCGUAAAUAAAGAAAAGUUAGACUAA
Molecule: messenger RNA, 609 nt
Organism: Acaulospora morrowiae
Lineage: Eukaryota; Fungi; Glomeromycota; Glomeromycetes; Diversisporales; Acaulosporaceae
Source: the annotation of a GenBank genome assembly